Molecule: messenger RNA, 954 nt
Organism: Trichomonas vaginalis G3
Lineage: Eukaryota; Parabasalia; Trichomonadida; Trichomonadidae
Product: fatty-acyl-CoA binding
Exons: 1
Coding region: 1-954 (317 amino acids)
Molecular function (GO): protein binding
Source: RefSeq, a predicted model, not a curated record
AUGGAUGACAAUAUCAAAUCAUUUAUAUCAUUCACAGAAAAAGAAAAUUUUAAUCCAGAAAUCAAAUAUGGAAGCUUUUUCUUUCCAAACCCAUAUUUAUUAUAUUCAUUACUUGAAAUAUGCUGUUAUUACGGAGCAGUAAACUGCUUCAAGUUUUUAAGAACAAAAUAUGAUUCAAAUAUAACUAGUACAUGUCUUGAUUUUUCGUUUUUGGGAGGAAAUCCAGAUAUCAUGAAUGAAUGCCUGAAAUUUUUUAUUCCAAAUCUAUCAAGCAUGAUGUUUGCAAUUAUAUCAAAUAAUAUUGAUUUUGUGACUUUUUUGAUGAAUGAAUUCUUAUUAAAGAUUGAUUUAGAAGAAUGCAUUAAAUAUAACAAUCUCCAAGCAUUUUUAGUUUAUUUAGAUCAAACAAAUCAAAUGAACAAGUGUUUUAUUUAUUCAUCAGGUUUUAAUAUCCCAUCGCUUUGUCAAUAUUUUCUUUCGAAUGGUGUGGAUAUAAAUACGAAAGACAAUUUUGGAAAAACUGCUCUUCAUAUUGCAACAGUUUACAAUAGCAUCGAAGUAGUAGAAUAUCUAAUUGAACAAGGAAUAAAUAUUAAUUCACAAGAUGAUGAAGGAGAAACUGCUCUUCAUUAUACUGUAUCAUAUAAUAGAAAGGAAAUUGCAGAAAUUCUUAUUAAACAUGGAAUUGAUGCUAAUAUAAAAGACAUGAAUGAUUACAAAGCAAUUGAUUAUUUAAAUAAAUAUGACUGCAACGAAACAUUAGAUUUCUUAUUUACAAACUUUGGUAUUCAUAAAAAUGAAGUAAUUCGUUCGGAAAACUAUAAUUUUAGUCCAGGAACUGCAGUUCUUUCUUUUUGUGAUUGUGAAAACGCAAAUGAACAAAAUGAUCUUAAAAUUACUCAAGAAAUAGAAAAUGCAAACCAAAAAAGACACAAUUCAUCAUGCAGAAUCUAA